Culex quinquefasciatus (southern house mosquito) is the source of this 1031-nucleotide messenger RNA. RefSeq names its product phospholipid scramblase 3. The transcript has 3 exons. The coding region runs from base 135 to 1031 and encodes 298 amino acids. The record is from RefSeq and is a predicted model, not a curated record. Gene Ontology annotation, molecular function: phospholipid scramblase activity. Gene Ontology annotation, biological process: plasma membrane phospholipid scrambling. Gene Ontology annotation, cellular component: plasma membrane. Lineage: Eukaryota; Metazoa; Arthropoda; Insecta; Diptera; Culicidae.
UAUCUAAACAUUGGAAUAAAGAGUAGCAACUCUAGUCGGAAGCAAGCCAUCUGCCACUUUAGUUGGCUAAUUACCUCGAGUGAUACAUUUAUAAUUCAGACACUGAAGACAAAGGGAGCCGGAAGUGCCAGAAAAUGACAACCUACAUUAAUCUCCAUGGAACGGUGGCUCACAAUCCACCACCGUACACCAUGCCGCUAGCCGAACCCAUCGUCGUCCAACCACUUCGGAUCAACGUCCUCGUUCCAGUUGAGCGACUCACUACAGCUCUCCCGUUGGAUUUGGAUUUUCUUAACGAUACGGAAGUUAUCCGCUUCCGCCAAGAUUCCGACAUGGUGGAGAUCUUUUGCCGUUGCUCGAUGCCCAUCAGCUUCGAGCUGGUCGACCAGAACGAUCACGUGCUCCUGAAAACGAAAGAACUGGACAACUGUCCCAUGCGGAACUGUGUCCCACAGGGACUCCGGACGGACACGUUGGUCAGCAGGCCGAACGGCUUGAACGUUCUUAAAUUUAAACGCGAGCCACGUUGCGUGCUCAACUGUUGUUUACCGUUCUGCUGCAUUCCACUUCCGUUCAGCAACGAGCGGUUGACGGUUUCCGGUGCCAACGGAACCACGCUCGGUGUAAUCCGGCACGAUUGGUCCGUUUGGCGAUCCCAACUAAGCGUGCUCAACGCGAUGGGAACGGUGCUGUUGAAGAUCGGAGGACCCCCGUUUAACGUGGGAUGUUGUGACGAUCUGGUGUACACGGUGCAGAACGUUACGGGACAGUUUGUUGGGAGCAUUACGAAGAAGUACUCCGGACUGGUUCACGAGAUGUGCACCGAUUACGACAGUUAUGUACUGAGCUUGCCCAGAGACAUGGACGUGGCGUGUAAAGCUUUGCUUAUUGCUGCGGUUUAUCAUAUUAACUUUUUGUUUUUUGAAGGAGCACUUAGAACGGUGCCGGCUCGGGUUGCUUGUUUGGCGGCAUGCUGCAAGUGCAAUGAUAUAUGUCCCGGAAGUUUAUUUUUGUUUUCAUUGCUGGAAUAA